This is a messenger RNA of Eruca vesicaria subsp. sativa (arugula), 2356 nucleotides long. Lineage: Eukaryota; Viridiplantae; Streptophyta; Magnoliopsida; Brassicales; Brassicaceae. The record is from the annotation of a GenBank genome assembly.
CGACAACAAUCCCCCCUUUCCACCUCCUCUGUCUCCUCCUCCCUCUGCUUUUCCGAUUUCGUGUAAACUCUUUCCUUGCUUCGUCUCAUCUUCUCCAAUGACGGUUAGGUCCACCGGGAGAAAACUCUCCUUCGAGAUUCUCAACCAAACCAGCUCCUUCGAGAACGAUUCACUCCCUCCAAUCCCCAAAUCCCCGAUCACCAGAAACGGCUCCACGGAAUCUCUUAAGAGAAGGAGACACAGGAAGAAGAAGAAAAACAAAGUCGAGACUAUCCCUGAGAAUGGCGAUCCUCAAUUCGUUGAGGAUUCGAAUUGGGCUUCCUGCGACGACGGAGGUGAAAGAUUCGAAAACAGAUUGAAUUACUUCAGCAGCAGUGGCGUCGUGACGACGCAGACUGUUAUACAGCAAAACGGGUUUAGAUUCGGGGAGCUGAGGCAGAGGAAUGUUAAUGGGAGUAUGGACUCGAGUAACGAUGAGAGAUUCUCUGAGAGCAUUGGUUCUUCUGAGAAGAAGUUAUACGCCGAGGAGGAGGAGGAGGAGGAGAGGUUCUCUGAGAAUCCACCGUUUCAGGAAGUGGAGAAUCAGUUUCCAACUAAUGGGAAUGUGGUGAAGAGACUUGACACUGAAGCUUCUUUGGACUGGAAACAGCUUAUGGCUGAUGAUCCUGAUUUUCUUAGUGUUGAGACUAGGUCACCUAUGAAGUACUUUAUGGGGGAGAUUUAUGGCGGGGUGUCGUUACGGAGCACAACUACUACUGGGAAUGAUGUAGAGCGGGAGAGGAUAUAUGAUAUGAUCUUCCGCUUGCCAUGGCGAUGCGAAGUGCUUCUACACACUGGCUUUUUCGUCUGCGUGAACUCAUUUCUGUCAUUGUUGACAGUCAUGCCAAUAAGAGUCUUGCUGUUAUUUUGGGGUGCUUUAAAGAAGAGGCAGUUCAGGAGGCCUUCCUCAUCGGAGCUCUCUGAUCUUGCUUGUUUCCUAGUUUUGGCUUCUGGUACCAUCCUUCUUGGGAGAACAGAUAUCAGCCUAAUUUACCACAUGAUUCGUGGUCAAAGUACCAUAAAACUAUACGUGGUUUAUAAUAUCUUAGAGAUAUUUGAUAGACUCUGUCAAAGCUUUUGUGGAGAUGUAUUUGGGGCUCUGUUUAGUUCCGCAGCGGGACUGGCUAUUGCCCCUCCUGAGAAACUGAGAUUCUGUACUUGGAGAUUCGUUUCGGACCUGGCGUUAACUAUGGUUGCGUCGAUUCUCCAUUCAUUCAUUUUAUUAGCUCAGGCAAUCACGUUGUCAACUUGUAUUGUUGCUCACAACAAUGCCUUGUUGGCACUUUUGGUGUCAAAUAACUUUGCUGAGAUAAAGAGCAAUGUCUUCAAGCGUUUCAGCAAAGAAAACAUUCAUGGUCUAGUAUAUGCGGAUGCAAUAGAGAGAUUCCACAUAUCGGCCUUUCUGGUGUCUGUUUUGGCUCAAAACAUUCUUGAGGCUGAAGGUCCAUGGCUUGGGAACUUUAUCUACAAUGCUACUAUGGUCUUCUUCUGUGAGAUGAUGAUAGACAUCAUCAAGCAUUCAUUUCUUGCGAAGUUCAAUGGCAUCAGACCUAUAGCGUACUCUGAGUUUCUUCAAGCUCUCUGCGAGCAGACUUUGAACAUUCGUCCGGAAGAUAGAAAGACAAAUCUCACAUUCGUUCCCAUUGCACCAGCUUGUGUGGUGAUCAGAGUACUGACUCCAGUCUAUGCAGCACACUUGCCUUGUCAUCCCCUUCCAUGGAGAGUGAUGUGGAUGGUCUUUUUAUUUGUCAUAACAUGUGUGAUGCUCACAAGUCUCAAAGUUCUAAUCGGCAUGGGACUUAGGAAACAUGCAACUUGGUAUAUUAACAGAUGCAGAAGGCGAAACUCCUCCCAUCUACACAACGAUUAGCCUGACUCUUAAAAACUACUGAGAAUUGAAGAAUGGUUUCCAUGUGGUAACACCUCAGCAGCAAGAUAGAGUUUUGCACAGGAGAGUGGAUCAAAAGGUUGCACUCGACUCAGGGAUCCAGUUUACAUCUUUGUUAUGGUAUAUGAGAAUAUGAGAUCAUCGUUGUGAUCUUAUUAUACAUGUUUAAUAUUAGAUGAAGCGAUUUUGGUAAUUGUUAGGCAAAUAUAUUUUUAUGUACAAAGAGACCCCCAUGGAUGGAUCAUUUUGGCAAAAAAGGGAAAAAAAGCUAUGGCAGGACAAAUAGCCAUACUACUCUUCUUCAUCACAGUUUCUGACUUGUUAAAACUUCACAUGAGCCUAAAUAUAUGAUGCAAUGUGAAUAAACAAGGAUCAUGAAUCAUUAAUCUGACUUCUCCAGUUUUUUUUAAUCGCUACUUCUUGAUAUGA